Messenger RNA from Odontomachus brunneus, 2683 nucleotides. RefSeq lists its product as uncharacterized. The record is from RefSeq and is a predicted model, not a curated record. The transcript has a single exon. NCBI's taxonomy places the organism in Eukaryota, Metazoa, Arthropoda, Insecta, Hymenoptera, Formicidae. Bases 713 to 2416 code for a protein of 567 amino acids.
AUUUAUCUCUAAACCUAUCCAUGAAAAACCUUACUUCACAAAUUAUAAACUUCAAAUAACAGAAGUAAAAAAAAAUUUAUGCAAAAAAACCAAUCACAUGAAGCAAACUAACUUUGAAGAUUUAAACAUAAAAAUGCAUUCUUUAGUAAAUGUAAAUUUAUAUGGUUUUUCAUGGAUAGGUUUAGAGAUAAAUAAGGUUGAAAUUGUAAAAUAAAAGUAAUAGUUUUUUUACAUAACCCUAUGGCGAGAAUUGAGAUUAAUGUGUUUUAGGUCUACAGGUUUGGGAUUAAUCUUUUUCUUCUUCUUCAAUAUAGCAGUGAGUAGAUUCCAUUAACUGCUACUCUUGGCACCAUUACCCGGUUUAUUUGGGUUCAAUCGGUUUAGGGUUUAUGGGUUUAAGAUUUACAGAUUUAAGUUCUAUAGGUUUGAGGUUUAUGAGUUUAAGUUCUAUAGGUUUGGGUUUUAUCAGUUCAGGAUUUACAGGCUUAGGGUUUAUGAGUUUGAGGUUUAUAAGUUUGAAGUGCAUAAAUUUUGGAUUGUGGAGUUGUGCUUAUGGGUUUGAUAUAUAUCUAUUUUUAUCUAGUUUAUCUAUUUUCUCAUUUUCAUUAGAUAUACAACAAAUACAAAACUAACAAAUACAAAAAAAUACAAAAUUAGUUUCUGUGUGUUUUAUUUUUAUGAAAAAAAUUUAAUUAAAAGUAGAUAUUAAAAAAUGUCUAGUUGUAAAAUAAGUCCCAAUUCUUUUUGUUUUGUUUGUGGAAUUUAUAUUUUCAAAAAUGGUAAAGCUUUAACAGACACUUUGAAAAGAAAGUACCAUUUUUGCUAUGGCAUAUUUGCUGAAGAUACAAACAAUGCUUGGACGCCAAAUAGGGUAUGCUCUUCAUGCGCUGCUUCUCUUCACAAAGGUAAACGACAACGUUUUUCUACUCCCACGAUUUGGCACGAACCUGAAAAUCACGAUGCAGAUUGCUAUUUCUGUUUAACAGAAACAAACAGGUACACUAACAUUCAAAAAAACUAUAUACAAUAUCCUAAUGUAUCAUCAGUAACACCUGCAGUUACAUUGAACGUUUCUGUUAAUAAAGGUUCAUCAGAUAAUGUAGACCUUAACGAUUCAGUUGAUCAAACAUGUGAACAGGAUGAACGUAAUGAUUCUGAUGAAGGUAAUGAUUCUGAUGAACCUAACCAUUCUGAUGAAAAUACAACAACAAAUUCCUGUUUUACUCAACAUGAGCUAAGCGAUUUAGUGCGAGACUUAGGAUUGUCUAAGGAAAACUCUGAAAUUCUAGCUUCUAGGUUGAAAGAAAAACAUGUUUUGGCUCCAAAAACCAAGAUAUCAUUUUAUCGUAAUAGAGAUAAACAUUUUAGAAAAUUCUUUUCUACUGCAAAUGCUCUGGUUUACUGCAAUAACGUUGAAGGAUUGAUAAAUGCUUUUAACAGUAGCAUUCGUUACGUAGCAGCUGACUGGAGACUGUUUCUUGAUUCUUCUUGUAAAAGUUUUAAAGCAGUACUCUUACAUAACGGUAAUCUUUAUGCUCCUAUCCCUAUAGCACAUUCGGUUGUUUUGAAGGAAGAGUAUGAAAUUUUAAAGUUUAUUUUACAAAAAUUAGAGUAUGAAAAACACAAAUGGCAAUUAUGUGGUGAUUUAAAAAUCAUAACAAUACUUUUAGGUCAACAGAGUGGUUUUACUAAAUUUUCCUGUUUUUUGUGUGAAUGGGAUAGCAGAGCUCGCGACAAACAUUAUAGGCAAGCAGUUUGGCCAUCUCGAUUAGCAUUGGUACCUGGUUCAAAAAAUAUAAUACACGAUACUUUAGUUGAACCGUCGAAGAUCUUACUACCCCCAUUACACAUCAAAUUAGGACUGAUAAAACAAUUUGUUAAAGCGCUCAAAAGCCGUGAAAGUAAUGCAUUUACAUAUCUUGCUGUGAAAUUUCCAAAACUUUCUGAAUCAAAAAUAAAAGAAGGUGUCUUUGAUGGGCCACAGAUUAGAUCCUUACUAAAAGACCAACAGUUUCAAAAACACAUGUCUGCUGAAGAAAAUGUUGCAUGGGAAAGCUUUAGAGCAGUAGUUACAAAGUUUCUAGGAAAUGUAAAAGAUCCAAACUUUAAAGAAAUUGUAGGAGAUUUAGUAAAGAACUAUGAAAAGAUUGGAGCUUUAAUGAAUUUGAAAUUACAUUUCCUACAUUCGCAUCUCGAUUUUUUUCCCAAGAAUCUUGGAGAUGUAAGCGAAGAACAGGGUGAGAGGUUCCACCAAGAUAUGAAAACCAUGGAGCAGCGUUACCAGGGAGUAUGGAACGAACGUAUGAUGUCAGAUUACUGCUGGAGCUUGGAUCGUGAUACUAUAAAUGAACAUAAAAGAAAAGGCGUUAGAAGAUCAUUUGAAAAGAAGAUAACUCGAUUUUACAAAAAAGAAUAAUAAAAAUAUAUACUUAUAUAACCUGGCGUAGGCGCCCCCGAACAUUUCGGGUAAGUCUUAAAAGAAAUGGUACCUCCACGUGGUUUAAGAUGGGUAACGCUAGAUCCAUUUCACAAAUACAUACUUGUACAACUUGGCGUAGAUUAGCGUGAGUCCCCUCGCCUCUCACGAUUCGGGGUGCUAGAUUAGCGUGAGUCCCCUUGGGCAAGCAGGCACACAGACAGUCAGGCGAGCAGGCGGUGGGUGGGAAGGCAGACAGACAGGCUG